Messenger RNA from Sceloporus undulatus (fence lizard), 903 nucleotides. Its product is annotated as cytochrome P450 3A19-like. Gene Ontology annotation, biological process: oxidative demethylation; steroid metabolic process. NCBI's taxonomy places the organism in Eukaryota, Metazoa, Chordata, Lepidosauria, Squamata, Phrynosomatidae. Bases 1 to 903 code for a protein of 300 amino acids. The transcript has 7 exons. Gene Ontology annotation, molecular function: testosterone 6-beta-hydroxylase activity; iron ion binding; oxidoreductase activity, acting on paired donors, with incorporation or reduction of molecular oxygen. The record is from RefSeq and is a predicted model, not a curated record.
AUGGCGGCAAGCGCGGGGGCCGAUUUUAACGCUCCUGAGAUCCCCCAGGAACUGACUGUUUGUGACAGCUACAGAGAUGAAGGAGAUAUCAUUGCCUAUCUCCCAUUCUUAACCUGGUUGUGCCCAAAUGGAUUUUUCUUCCAGUUCCUCUCUCUUUCCACUCAUCAUAUCAUUCUUUUUGAUUCCCAGAGCCGAGUAGACUUCUUGCAGCUGAUGAUUGACUCCCAGACUUCCAGUGGCAAUCACCAAAGCAAUGGGAUCGAUCACACAUAUAAAGGCUUAACUGAUGAUGAAAUCCUGGCCCAAGCCUUUAUUUUUGUUUUUGCUGGGUACGAACCCACCAGCAACUCCCUUGGUUACGUGGCCUACCUUUUAGCCACUCAUCCAGAUGUUCAACAGAAGCUUCAAAGCGAGAUAGAUUCUGUUCUACCCAACAAAGCUCCUCUCACAUACGAUGCCAUCACGCAACUGGAAUAUCUUGACAUGGUACUGAAUGAGACACAAAGGCUGUAUCCUCUUGGCGGGCGGAUUGAAAGGAUGUGCAAGAAAGAUGUUGAAAUAAAUGGGGUGACUAUUCCAAAAGGUGUUGGGGUGAUGAUACCACCCUACAUUCUCCACCGGGAUCCAGAAUACUGGCCAGAACCUGAAGAGUUUAGACCUGAGAGGUUCAGCAAAGAGAACAGAGAAAAUGUGGAUCCUUACACAUACCUGCCCUUUGGAGCUGGUCCCCGGAACUGCAUUGGAAUGAGAUUUGCUCUUGUUACUAUGAAAGUGGCUAUUACAAUCCUUUUGCAGCAUUUCUCGUUCAGAGUCUGUAAAGAAACUCCAGUGAGUAGAAUGCAUUUAUUUAUUUAUUUAUUUAUUUAUUUAUCUAAAAUUACCAGAGAACUCAACCGGGCAUAA